AUGCUUAAGGCCAUCCUUAGAGGCGAAACCACGAAAAUGAGCUACAAGGAAGCUCGAGACGCGUGUCAAUGGUCUGACAAGUUUGUUCUAUCCAGUGAUAACAUACUCUACUAUGUGGGCCCAACUCGACGUAAAUCGGAAGAUGACCAACCGGGGUUGUCGUUGAGACUUGUAGUACCGACAACUAUGAUCCAAGAAGUGCUGCAGAAUUGUCAUGACUCUAACAUCAAGGUGUCGUUCGAUCGUAUCAGAGGCUCGAUUAAGAGCGCACCACAGCUCAAAGGCUACUCACCUGGUAACGUGCUCGCAGAACGACCAUUCCAAGUUGUGUUAAUGGUUUCGUUAUCCCGCCGCCGAAGUCUCGUCGAGGCAAUACAGCCCUACUACUCUGACAGUGUCGUUGACUGGCUAAAGUCUUCGAAAAUAUACCGAAGAUUCGGUGUACCUUCGUUGAUACGCCAUGACCGUGACCCUCGCUUCAUGAGUGAAGUGUUUCAAGCAUUCGCUGAAUUGAUCCAGGCGAGGUCACGGUCUACAUUGAGCUAUCGUCCACAAGCAAAUGGUCAACAGGAGCGCUCAGUGAAGACAGUCAUGCAGUCAGUGAAAGUCUUUGUUGAAUACCCACUACAACAAGACUGGGACGAAAUCGCGGAACGACUUGUAUUUGCUAUCAAUAACUCGCAUGAUAUGACGAGAAAGGAAACUUCAUUUUACCUAGUGCACGGCUGGGACGCUCAUACGAAUUUGCGUGCUAUGACGACCUCUCAGAGGCAUUGGCCUGGAGGCGAGAAAUAA
Molecule: messenger RNA, 795 nt
Organism: Phytophthora megakarya
Lineage: Eukaryota; Oomycota; Peronosporomycetes; Peronosporales; Peronosporaceae
Source: the annotation of a GenBank genome assembly